Messenger RNA from Cercocebus atys (sooty mangabey), 1593 nucleotides. It is a transcript of the gene DAW1, whose product is annotated as dynein assembly factor with WDR repeat domains 1. Bases 343 to 1422 code for a protein of 359 amino acids. NCBI's taxonomy places the organism in Eukaryota, Metazoa, Chordata, Mammalia, Primates, Cercopithecidae. Gene Ontology annotation, biological process: ubiquitin recycling; proteasome-mediated ubiquitin-dependent protein catabolic process; protein polyubiquitination. Gene Ontology annotation, cellular component: nucleus; SCF ubiquitin ligase complex; cytoplasm. Gene Ontology annotation, molecular function: ubiquitin binding; ubiquitin-like ligase-substrate adaptor activity. The record is from RefSeq and is a predicted model, not a curated record. The transcript is spliced from 13 exons.
UUAGCCGUUUCCAUGGCUACGAAGCCCAUCGGCUGGGGAUAGGAGAACAAGAAAAUGAAGCUCAAGAGUUUCCUGCUCCGGUAUUAUCCGCCAGGUGAGGACUUGUUCACCUUUAAAGAAUAAGUGACACCCAUUGAUCACCCAGCUUGUUAGGGACAGAAAUAGAAGUGGAAUUCUUGGGUUCUAAUUCGGAACUCAUUUUCUAAAUUAGAAACAUCUGCAAACAAACAAACAACCAAACAAAAAAAUCUGCAACACAUGCCACAAGGCAGAAGAUAACCAAAUACACUUGCCCAAUGAAGUUUGGAUAGAAGUGUCAUAAAGAUUUCAAAGGAGGGAAUUAUGUUGGAAUAUGAAAAACAUGGAGAAUUAAAGACGAAGUCGAUAGAUUUGCUUGAUCUUGGUCCCAGUACUGAUGUCAGUGCUUUAGUAGAAGAAAUCCAGAAGGCAGAACCUCUAAUCACAGCUUCACGGACAGAGCAAGUCAAACUUUUGAUACAGAGGUUACAAGAGAAACUUGGCCAGCACAGCAAUCACACAUUCUAUCUUUUUAAGGUUCUCAAAGCACAUAUAUUGCCACUGACUAAUGUUGCACUUAACAAAUCCGGCUCAUGUGACAAAAUUGCCACUGGGUCCUUUGAUAAAACUUGCAAACUCUGGAGUGUAGAAACAGGAAAAUGUUACCAUACCUUCAGGGGUCAUACAGCAGAAAUAGUGUGUUUAUCAUUUAACCCUCAAAGCACGUUGGUGGCGACUGGAAGUAUGGACACAACAGUCAAAUUGUGGAACAUUCAGAAUGGCGAGGAAGUUUGCACCUUAAGAGGACAUUCCGCCGAAAUCAUCUCGUUGUCAUUUAACACCUCAGGAGACAGAAUCAUCACGGGGUCUUUUGAUCAUACAGUUGUAGUGUGGGACGCUGAUACUGGAAGGAAGGUAAAUAUCUUAAUUGGUCAUUGUGCUGAGAUUAGCAGUGCCUUAUUCAACUGGGAUUGCUCUCUAAUAUUAACUGGCUCUAUGGACAAAACCUGCAUGCUGUGGGAUGCUACAAAUGGCAAAUGUGUGGCAACCUUAACAGGCCAUGACGAUGAAAUACUAGACAGCUGCUUUGAUUAUACUGGAAAGCUUAUUGCAACUGCUUCAGCCGAUGGAACAGCAAGAAUUUUCAGUGCUGCCACAAGAAAAUGCAUUGCCAAACUGGAAGGCCAUGAAGGUGAAAUUUCAAAGAUUUCUUUCAACCCUCAAGGGAACCGUCUUCUAACUGGCAGCUCUGACAAAACGGCUAGAAUCUGGGAUGCUCAGACUGGCCAGUGCCUCCAGGUUCUUGAGGGGCACACUGAUGAAAUCUUUUCAUGUACUUUCAACUAUAAAGGCAACAUAGUCAUUACAGGCAGCAAGGAUAAUACCUGUAGGAUAUGGCGUUGACUGAAGGAAGCUGGUCAGUGAGCAACCUUGCUAGCAAUGGUAAUCCAGAACUGGAACUUCACAGACAGCGGCUCCUUUAAUAUUUCUUACACUUUCUCUUUUUCUACUAGUCAACUAUUUAUACAACUGUCCUUUAUUUCACGGAUAUGACCAUUAAACAUGACAAAGUUA